This is a messenger RNA of Dendroctonus ponderosae (mountain pine beetle), 600 nucleotides long. Its product is annotated as high affinity copper uptake protein 1. The coding region runs from base 147 to 563 and encodes 138 amino acids. Lineage: Eukaryota; Metazoa; Arthropoda; Insecta; Coleoptera; Curculionidae. Gene Ontology annotation, molecular function: copper ion transmembrane transporter activity. The record is from RefSeq and is a predicted model, not a curated record. Gene Ontology annotation, cellular component: membrane. The transcript has 4 exons. Gene Ontology annotation, biological process: copper ion transmembrane transport.
AAUUAUCUAUAACAAAGCUACGUGCUCUGUUUGCAAUUGGCCUGCGAGUUUGACUAUCCAUUGUACGCUUAGUGUCUUCUAAAAUUUUUUAUUUAGGGUUAUCAUAGGUUGGAUAGUGAUACGGUAAACUCACUGAAUGAUCGAACAUGGAAAUGUCUUUUUUUUUCUCAACAAGUGGUACCGUUCUGUUUUCACAAUGGAAAUUUAACUCCAUUGGUGGACUGAUAGGUUCAAUGAUUGCCAUAUAUGCUUUGGCUUUCGGCUAUGAAGCUCUUAAAUUUUACAGAACACAUUUGAUCUCAACAGCCAUCAGCAUUCGACAGAAGAAUGCAGCUUCCGGAGAUGAUAGAUUUACUGAGUUGACGAUACUGAGUAAAUCUCAUCUGAUCCAGACAAUGUUCCAUGGAGUUCAAGCCACUUUCAGUUACUUUCUGAUGCUGAUUUUCAUGACCUAUAAUGCAUGGCUAUGCAUAUCUGUUGUGAUGGGAUUGGUAUGUGGCUAUUUUGUUUUUGGUUGGCGAACUCCCGUUCUAAGUAGUGUAACCGAUGACCAUUGCUCAUGAUAGUACAAAAAACCCAUAUAAAGCGAUAUUACUGGAA